UUAACUCUUCCGUCUGCAGAAGAAGCGCCUGGAGAACGCGGGCUCGCUGCCCACGGACGAGUCGGCGUCGCGGCGCAUGCAGAGCUUCCCCUACAGCGGAGGAUUGUACGGGGGGCUGCCCCCCACCCACAACGAGGCGGGCUCGCAGUCCCACAGCGUGCACGGCACCGCGCUCAUCGGGGGGCUGCCCAUGCCCUACCCCAACCUCGCCCCCGAUGUGGACUUGACUCCAGUUGUGCCCUCCACAGUGAACAUGAACCCAGCUCCAAACCCCGCUGUCUUCAACCCCGAAGCUGUGAACGAACCCAAGAAGAAGAAAUACGCCAAGGAGGCCUGGCCGGGCAAGAAGCCGACCCCGUCGCUGCUGAUCUGAGCUGGGCUGAGGGAGGGUAGGAGUUACAACUCCAGAAACUUUUCAUGUGCGGUAUCGUCUUUUUAAAAUUUCAGUGUCCUAACAGAUGUAAUACCAAGAUUGGAGGAGUGAAAUAUCCUUUAAAGAUCUGUCUUCAAAUGUUUUUAUAUGUCUGUUAUAAAAAAAAAAAAAAUACAGCUCCCGUCUCCUUUUGAA
Pyrgilauda ruficollis (rufous-necked snowfinch) is the source of this 568-nucleotide messenger RNA. Its product is annotated as nuclear inhibitor of protein phosphatase 1-like. The record is from RefSeq and is a predicted model, not a curated record. Bases 77 to 373 code for a protein of 98 amino acids. The transcript has a single exon. NCBI's taxonomy places the organism in Eukaryota, Metazoa, Chordata, Aves, Passeriformes, Passeridae.